UACAUGCAAGGCCAUUUUUCGGGGAGGGACCAUAGCUUUUACCAGUGUGUCAAAAAGUAUAAGAACCUAGCUCUGACUACUUUCAGAGUCCCUGCUGGUCUCGCAGGGGUUUUAGUCCAGAUGGGGAAAAGCAGCCAUGGGUCUUAAGCUAAGGCCUCUUUUCCCAAAGUCCUCUUUAAAGAGUCUCUCUUAUGCCUGGAAAUAAUAAAAAAAUUCCAGUUGGCAGAAAAUUCCAGGGGCAGUUAGGAGGCCCCUAGCCUGUGGAUCAGGGAGGGAAGAUAGGAUCCCUGGGGCCAUCAAGAGAAUAUGGGGGGACCCUCAGAGUACUGAGUUCUGAUCCCUUGCACCUUUGAGCAAAUCCCAAUUGCCCUAAGCCUCAGGUGGGUGGCAGGCCUCUUCCUGCUGGCGCUCUGUCCUCCCUCUCUCUGGCCCUGCCCAGCUUCUGCUAGUCUGUGAGCCUCCAGGAGUCUUAGCACCCCUAAAUCCCUUGGGAGGCACUGGGCCAAUCUGAGAGCCCAACCUGAGGAGCAGCCAGCAGUGAGGAAUCUGGAUCCCUUCUGAGAAAAACCCGCCAUGACCCCCAGGAAGAGCCCAGAACAAACACUGAUGUGGGAGCCCCUCCUGGAACCCCAGGGCAAGCAGCCUCUGCCAGAUCUCCCCCAAGAAGAGUCCCUGCCGGAGGACUUGGGCCUCAAGGCAGUUCCUAGCACACAUACUCUCUAUGUGGGCCACCUGAACCCCCAGUUCUCAGUACCUGUGCUCGCCUGCCUGCUACGAGACACCCUGGAGCGGCUCGAGCUGCCUGUGGCUCGGGAGCACAUCGAGGUGGUGAGACGGCCGAGGAAUGCCUAUGCACUAGUGCGGGUAACCACCCAGAAGGCCACCAUGGCCUCCCUCCCCUGGCGCCUGCAGAUGGCCUUGGAGGAGCAGCUGAUUCUGAAAGAGCUGACGGCCCGCGGGAAGGAGCUGGUAUUGAGUGAGAGCCGAGUGCCCCUAAGCCACAGAGAGGUGAAACAAGAAGAGGAGGAAGACAGUGGCCCCAGCCCUGGCCCCAGCCCUGGCCCCAGCCCAGGCUUCAGCCUCCGGCUGCCAGCCUGGCCUGCAAACCGCUCACCUAACCUGCGCUGCACUAGGCGGCGGCAGAUUUUCCAGAACCAGCCCAGAGGUGUGCAGUCUGACAGCGCCAUUGAGCACCAGGAGAUCCUGGGCCAGGAACGGCUAUUCCAGGGCGCCUUUCUGGGCAGCGAGACGCGGAACGUGGAGUUCAAGCGGGGCAGUGGUGAGUACCUGAGCUUGGCCUUUAAGCACCACGUGCGGCGCUAUGUGUGCGCCUUCCUCAACAGCGAAGGUGGCAGCCUGUUCGUGGGUGUUGAGGACAGUGGCCUAGUUCAGGGCAUCCGCUGCAGCCACCGUGAUGAGGACCGUGCCCGCCUACUGGUGGACUCCAUCCUGCAAAACUUCAAGCCCCAGGUCUUUCCUGAUGCCUACACUCUCACCUUCAUCCCAGUCAUCAGCACCUCCACUUCCAGUGUGCCUCUCAAGGUGCUCCGCCUGACUGUGCACACCCCCAAGGCCCAGAGUGAGCCACAGCUGUACGAGACAGACCAGGGGGAGGUGUUCCUGCGGCGCGAUGGGAGCAUCCAGGGCCCACUGUCCGUCAGUGCUAUCCAGGAUUGGUGCAGGCAGAAGUGGACGAUAGAGCUGGGCAAGCUGGAGGAGAAGGUGAAGGUGCUGACGGCGGAAAAGGAGCAGCUCCAGCAGCAGCUGCAGCACCACUGGCCUGUGUCAUGCACCUGCUGUGUCCUGUGA
Molecule: messenger RNA, 1809 nt
Organism: Castor canadensis (American beaver)
Lineage: Eukaryota; Metazoa; Chordata; Mammalia; Rodentia; Castoridae
Gene: Slfnl1
Product: schlafen like 1
Source: RefSeq, a predicted model, not a curated record